Messenger RNA from Saccostrea echinata, 2152 nucleotides. Its product is annotated as adhesive plaque matrix protein-like. Bases 1 to 1881 code for a protein of 626 amino acids. The transcript is spliced from 8 exons. Lineage: Eukaryota; Metazoa; Mollusca; Bivalvia; Ostreida; Ostreidae. The record is from RefSeq and is a predicted model, not a curated record.
AUGAUAGCUGGACCACCUAAGAAACGUUCUGUUCAGCAGGCGAGCUACACAGCACCCCUGACCACCACGCCCACUCCAAGACCUGACAAAGUGGGACAACAGUGGACCACGCCCACUCAAAGACCUGACAAAGUGGGACAACAGUGGACCACGUCCACUCAAAAACCUGACAAAGUGGGACAACAGUGGACAGCGCCCACUCAAAGACCCGACAAAGUGGGACAACAGUGGCAUCAGUCUCAGCAGAGAGAAAGGCAGGAACCGCAUCAUUUUAAACAAAAUUAUCCUCAUGAAAACAGAUACAAUGGAAGAACUGCAUCUGUAAAUGUUGCUGCUACCUGUCGACCGCAACAUGUUCCGGUCCUUCGUCCUCAUGAGCAACAAACUCAUUAUAGGACAGGCGUGGUAAAUAGUGGCAACACAAAUCAGCCUCAACAUGUGCAACCUACUCGCCCACAUGGGUACCAAACUGAGACAAGGACUUACACUAUGCAUGGGAACAGCUUUCCCCAGCAACAGAGGGUGCAUCCUACUCAUCCACAUACCAGAACUGAGUCUAUGAGCACAGCUGCUUCUCACAAACCUCAACAUGCACAGCAACAUCAGCAGAGAGUUGUGCGCAAAGAGCCGCAGGUGAAGCCCAUCAACAGGUAUGCCCCACCUGAUUACAUGACAAUAAUGUAUCACCCGACUCCGACACUAGAGGACCUCGGGUUAACCAGUUAUCUGGAUAGUCCUCCCUCAUCACCCAGAGCUAGGUCACCAGCUCGGGAGACAGAAAUGGCUGAUUCUCCACCAGCGCAGGAGUCACCAAGGAGAGUCUUACCAGCUUGGGAUGCACCAAGGAGUGUCUCACCAGUGCAGGAGUUACCAAGGAGGGUCUCACCAGUGCAGGAGUCACCAAGGAGGGUCUUACCAGCUUGGGAUGCACCAAGGAGUGCCUUACCAGUGCAGGAGUUACCAAGGAGGGUCUUACCAGCUUGGGAUGCACCAAGGAGUGCCUUGCCAGUGUGGGAGUUACCAAGGAGUGCCUCGCCAGCUCAGGAGACAUCAGUGAGUGACUCCUCAGACUGGAAGUCCCAUACAACUAACUCACAAGCUAGAGAGUUCAAGACUGCUAUAUCAGCAGACAAACAGUCACCAGAGACUGUCUCAGAGGCUAAAAAGUCCACACUGAAUGUGACCAAUCAGAUGAGUGAGAGACACCAGACAAUCUCAAACACUCAGAUGAAUCAACAUUUGGCAACAAAUGUUGAACCUCAAAUAUAUGUCCCGAGCUCUGCCCCAAGAGGCUGGUACCCACCCAUCAAGCUGUCAUUACCAGAACCUGCAUCAACUGAGUCUGUAAUUAAAUCUAGAUCUGCUUCAUACGCUGUGCCUAAUUCAAAGUCAGUCAAAACCCCUGAUGUUAACUCCACAAAUAGCAAAGGACCAGGGUCUGGCUCUACAUUGGCUGAGAAACAAGAGAAACGGGCAUGUAAUUGGACACUGAUUGCUGAACAGUACUCGACAGAAAGUCGUAAUUCUGUGAAUCAGGAGCAUAGGCGUGACGCAUUGUACAGACUCUACAACAAAGAUGAGCGUCAACAGACGCAUACCACUAAGCGUCAUCAGGAUCACGCUAGUCUACCACACAGCAAACAGACAUUUGAUCAGAUUCUGGCUGAGCAAAUAGCUAGACAAGCUGAACUCAAAAGCAAUAAUAAUAAUAGCCAAGCUUUUCAAACUGGCACCAACCCUAGCGAGAAAAGAAACACUUGCCAAAAAAUGACAAAGACUAGUACUAUUGUUUCCAUUGUCAACAUGGACGACCUGUUUGGUGGCGUGUCACCUUACAGCUGCUGGAAUCAGUCUGCAUCGGAAGACCCGAGGUUUUCAUAACUUCCGGCUUCUGCGUACAUUACUGCUGUGUUAUGACAUACACGUAAUAAUAACUCCAUGAGGAACUGUUCUAUCCCUUGAUGAGAGAAAAAUCUGUGACAUUUUCAGAGACUUUUACUACCAUGUCUUUCAUUGCAUUGCAUGUGAUAAUGACGUAUUGGAUUAUUUUUUCAUGGCAAUAACUUUUAUCUUGUAUAUUUCUUUUUUAAAUUAUUUUCUUUUUUUUUUAAAGACUUUAUAUUUUCUAUGGCUUAUGACAUAUUGGAUACUU